AACAGCUGACAAGGGGUGGUUGGGGGAGGCGUGAGAGAAGAACAUCUCGAGGCACAGAGAGAGAGGACCAGAGAGGAAGAGAGAGGAGGAAAGAGAGCGAGAGUGUGAGAGAAGGGAGGAGAGCUCAGAGUAACAGACUCAUACUUUUGAGCAAAAGAGACAAAGAAAGAAAAGUGUGUAGGAGAGUAACCAGAGAAGUCCCAACACGAUCCCACUGAACCUGACAACCAAGGGACAGUAGGACCAGGGGCUGUUAAAGGAUAUGUAACGACACACACAUUCUGGACAGUGGACAGUCAAACUACAGCUGCAGAGUCUCUGACAUGGGGGGAAUCUGGAUGCACUGAAGAUCUGCUGGGCCUAAAGACACCCCAGCUUCAACACAAUGCCCACUCUUCCCUCCUCCCCCCUUUCCACCUCCUCUUCCUUCCCCCUCUCCAAUGCCACCUAUCCCCCCUUUACCUCCUCCUCUCCAAACCAGACCCUAUGUAAUCUAGAUGACGGUGCCCUGCGCCUCCCCCUGGUCUUCUUCUACUCCAUCUUCAUCCUCCUGGGUCUGGUAGGUAAUCUCCUGGCCCUGUGGGUCUUCGUAUUCCUCCACUCCAGGAGGAACUCUGUCCGGGUGUUCCUCAUCAACGUGGCCAUAGCUGACCUGGUGCUCCUGGUCUGCCUUCCCUUCAGAGUCCUCUACCAUGCUAACGGCAACCGCUGGGUCCUCGGCCCCCUGGUCUGUAAAGUGGUGGGCAACCUCUUCUACAUGAACAUGUACAUGAGUAUCACUCUGCUGGGGUUCAUUAGUCUGGAUAGGUAUGUGAAGCUGAAGGGGCGGGGCGGAGCGGGGAGGGGCCUGGCCAGGAGGCUGAGAGGCGGGGGAUGGAGCUGGGUGGUGUGCGGGGCGCUCUGGGGGCUGUCCCUGGCGGCGGCCGUGCCCAUGAUCGCCAUGUCGGAGGGAAACGAGGAACCUGGGAAGUGUUUCCAGUAUAAGCAGCGGCGUGGGGCGAAGGGGAAGGCUUACUUCAACAUGGCUCUGGUGCUGCUGUUCUGGGGGGUGUUCUGCCUGCUGGUGGUCUCCUAUGGGAAGAUAGCCAUGCGCCUCCUCAAGGUGUCCAGGGAUAAACCUGACCUCCCCAAUGCCCACCGCUACGGUAGCGCCGCCAGGAAGUCCUUCUUCGUGCUCUUCCUGUUCACAGUCUGCUUCGGGCCCUACCACGCCUUCCGCCCAUUCUACGUCCUCUCCCAGCUCAGCCAAUCCCCAUCCUGCGAUUACUUGCGCCUGGUGGACAGCACCAAUGAGGUCAUGUUGUUGUUCUCCGCCUUCAACGCCGUCCUGGACCCUGUGAUGUACUUCCUGUUGUCGGGCUCGGUGCGCAAGGCCGCCGUGAAAGCCCUCGGACAAAGCCUCGGCAACCGGCUCCACUUCCUUAACGACGGGACCUCCAACAGCUCGGUAUCAGAGUUCAGACGGACCUCUCUGUCAGUCACCUCCCCAAACACCGUCAUUAACCCCUCCCAUGAGCCCAGGACCAGCCUCUGUCUGAUUAGCCCCACCCUCCACCCUGGCGCAGCCAUAGUGGCAAAGCAGUGAAUUUACAGACCUCAUUGUUUAACUUCAUGGACUUCAGCUCUAUUUACAUUAUAAUGUAUACCAUGUACUCAACAACUGAUGCCUGUGACAAGGGCCAAUGUCUUGAACUAGACUCAGUUUCCAAGAAUGGACCUGACCAGAUGUCCUGAAUCAAAGUGAUGUACACUACCGUUCAAAAGUUCAGGGUCACUUAGAAAUGGCCUUGUUCUCGAAAGAAAAGCACAUUUUUUUGUCCAUUAAAAUAACAUCAAAUUGAUCAGAAAUACAGUGUAGACAUUGUUAAUGUUGUAAAUGACUGUUGAAGCUGGAAACAGCAGAUUUUUUAAUGGAAUAUCUACAUAGGUGUACAGAGGCCCAUUAUCAGCAAAACCCCAGUCUCAACGCAAAACCCCAGUCUCAACGCAAAACCCCAGUCUCAACGCAAAACCCCAGUCUCAGCGCAAAACCCCAGUCUCAACGCAAAACCCCAGUCUCAACGCAAAACCCCAGUCUCAACGCAAAACCCCAGUCUCAACGCAAAACCCCAGUCUCAGCGCAAAACCCCAGUCUCAGCGCAAAACCCCAGUCUCAGCGCAAAACCCCAGUCUCAGCGCAAAACCCCAGUCUCAGCGCAAAACCCCA
This is a messenger RNA of Oncorhynchus gorbuscha (pink salmon), 2206 nucleotides long. RefSeq names its product probable G-protein coupled receptor 34. NCBI's taxonomy places the organism in Eukaryota, Metazoa, Chordata, Actinopteri, Salmoniformes, Salmonidae. The record is from RefSeq and is a predicted model, not a curated record. Gene Ontology annotation, molecular function: G protein-coupled purinergic nucleotide receptor activity. The transcript has 2 exons. Gene Ontology annotation, cellular component: membrane. Gene Ontology annotation, biological process: G protein-coupled receptor signaling pathway. The coding region runs from base 386 to 1585 and encodes 399 amino acids.